Apodemus sylvaticus (European woodmouse) is the source of this 1527-nucleotide messenger RNA. It is a transcript of the gene Vma22, whose product is annotated as coiled-coil domain containing 115. NCBI's taxonomy places the organism in Eukaryota, Metazoa, Chordata, Mammalia, Rodentia, Muridae. The transcript has 5 exons. Gene Ontology annotation, cellular component: extrinsic component of endoplasmic reticulum membrane. Gene Ontology annotation, biological process: vacuolar proton-transporting V-type ATPase complex assembly. The coding region runs from base 118 to 660 and encodes 180 amino acids. The record is from RefSeq and is a predicted model, not a curated record.
CUUCCGGGCCACGAUUAGGACUGCCCCCUAAGGGCGGAUCUCGAGCGCUAAUUAGCUGUCAUAGACGGCUUAGAAGAAAGUGGCUCCGCCCAUCCGCGUCCCAAGACUGGCUGGGCCAUGGCGGUCCAGGCCCUGCGGGAGGAGUUGGACUCCAAGUGCUUACAGCUGCUCAGUGACCUGGAGGAGCUGGAGGCGAAGCGGGCGGCGCUGAACGCCCGGGUGGAGGAGGGUUGGCUCUCGCUUGCUAAGGCUCGCUAUGCCAUGGGAGCCAAGUCGGUAGGACCCCUGCAGUAUGCCUCGCGUAUGGAGCCCCAGGUCUGUGUGCGUGCCAGUGAGGCCCAGGAUGGACCCCAGACCUUCAGGGUGAUCAAGGCUGACGCCCAGACUCCCGAGGAAGUGGGCCCUAGCGAAGCAUCUCUGCGCAGGCGCAAGGGCCCUACCAAGACCAAGGAGGCAGGCUCUUCUGUAGUUCCUCAAGAUCCCUUGAACUGGUUUGGAAUCUUGGUUCCUCAUAGUCUGCGGCAGGCCCAGGCCAGCUUCCGGGACGGCCUGCAGCUGGCUGCAGACAUAGCCAGUCUCCAGACUCGCAUCAACUGGGGUCGAAGUCAGCUCCGAGGCCUCCAGAAAAAACUGAAGGAGUUGGACCCUGGGCCUGCCUGACCUGCAUCUACUUUGCGAGGCACUGAGCAUAGCCAUCAUGGAUGCUACCACCUUACCUCAGGCCUUUUUCUUUUAUAAACAGCCCCUGGCUCAGCUGAUGCCCCUCCUACAAAUGUCCUUAGUCUGCAUAGUUUCCAGCUUUUUGAGGCAUGAAGUUGAGUUGUGAAGUUUGAUGAAGCAAGCUGAGCAGUGUUGAGAGCAACUUGUUCUAGGUCAGCGGUCUCAGGGCCUUCCUCCCUGGGGCUAGACAGGGACUAGUGGAUUACCUUGCAUCAGCCAGCUGGGACAAUGACACCCUGCAGGAACGGUGACUGGGAAGAAAGGGAGUGUGGAAACUUAAGGGAGAUCAGGACAAUUCCAGUCAAUAAAAAUACCUCUGGGCAUGGCAGCACACCCCUGUAGUUCCUGCAACUCUAGAGGCUGAGGCAGGAGGAUCACUUAAGCCUUGGAAUGACAGACUAACCUGGGCAACAGACCUUUAAAGUCGAUAGACAGGACAGCACAUACACACAUACUCUGGGGUUUACCAGAAUACCUAGCAGGAAAGAUUACUUCUGUUAUAAAGGUAAAAACGACUGGCAUUCUUGGGGGAAUGAAUUGCGGAGACCUUCCUGACUGCAUUUCCUUUACUGAGGUGAGACCCAGCCGCUUGGCUGAAGGUGUGCUCUCUCAUCUGGGAGCUGUGUCUCGCUUCACUUUUUUCCCGGAGCCUUUCCCAGUUGGGAAGGGGAAUGUAAUAGUUUGUGGGGUGUAAAUGUUUCUUCCAAAUUUGUUUAUUUUGCUUAUAUUGGUUUUUCUACUUACAAAUUGUAAAAACACAAACUUGUACAGAAAAUUUGAAUAAAAUGAAAGCUACAGUAACUGUCA